AUGGCCAAAAUAAAGUCCAAAAAAAACACAUUGGCUGGUUCACUAGACAACAAAAUCGCCGAUCUUAUUUAUCGUCUUUUAGAAGAAAAAACGCUGGACAGGAAGAGAUCUCUGAGACAAGAGAACCAAGGAGAACAGAGCGAGAAUAAUGAAUAUAAGGAAGACGAAGAUGUAUUUGAAUCGAUGUGUUUUGCGAAGGAUUUAACAGCAGGCGAGAUCUUUACCUUUUGCUUAACUAAGGAUUUAUCGCUUCAAAGAGUAAAGCAUGUUGUCUUGCAGAAGACCAUCGACCGUAUGCUCAAAGACGUUAUCGAGUCAGAGCUAGAAGAGUUUGGAUCUUAUCCGGGAUACAAUAAAGAAGAGGAAGAGAAAAUGAGUUUGGAAGAAGAGUUGGCCAAGAAAAACAUGAUGAUCGACCAGGACACGAACGAGAUGAAUAAACGCAUAACAAGCAUGUGGUCUAAAUCAGGAUCCGCUACUGAUCCUAUAACAGAUACAGAUGACACUAAAGUGGAAGAAGUUAAAAAGUCAAAGAAAAGGUCCAAAGAAGGCACAUCUAAGGUAAAACGUCAAAAAGUUAAGGAAGAUAGAUCCCCGCCUAAUUCAUCCUUGAAAACUCUGGGUGGUAUGGAUGAUGUCGUUGCACAGCUUAUGGAACUCAUAGGCCUACCGAUUCUACACCCAGAAAUAUUUUUAUCCACAGGAGUAGAACCGCCUAGGGGUGUUCUGCUACACGGCCCACCUGGUUGUGGUAAGACAUCAAUUGCUAAUGCAUUGGCCGGAGAAUUACAAGUUCCAUUUAUAUCUAUUUCUGCACCUUCGGUUGUCAGUGGUAUGUCUGGGGAAAGUGAGAAAAAAAUCAGGGAUCUGUUUGAUGAAGCAAAGAGUUUGGCGCCAUGUCUUGUCUUUUUUGAUGAGAUAGAUGCCAUCACACCAAAACGUGAUGGUGGUGCCCAAAGAGAAAUGGAACGAAGGAUAGUUGCUCAGUUAUUGACCUCAAUGGAUGAGCUGACGAUGGAAAAAACGAAUGGAAAACCUGUUAUUAUCAUAGGUGCUACUAAUAGACCCGACUCUUUAGAUUCCGCAUUAAGAAGAGCUGGCAGAUUCGACCGAGAAAUAUGUCUAAAUGUCCCCAACGAAGUCUCAAGGUUACAUAUUUUAAGGAAAAUGUCUGAUGAUCUGAAAAUAGAUGGUGCUAUUGAUUUCGCCAAGUUGUCAAAAUUAACCCCAGGGUUUGUCGGUGCCGAUUUAAAGGCUUUAGUUACUGCCGCUGGCACAUGUGCCAUCAAGAGAAUAUUCGAAACUUACGCUAACAUACAAUCUCCGCCCAAUACAACAGCGGAUAGUUCGGGGGAUAGGAUGGAGAUUGAUGAAGCUGCCAAUGAAGACGAAUCCAAUUUAAAGAAUACUGCAAACAUGAUUGACCCGUUACCUUUAUCCGUAGUUCAACAAUUUAUUCAUAAUUAUCCAGAACCUCUAUCAGAUGACCAGUUGUCAUUGUUAUCUAUCAAGUAUGAAGACUUCUUGAAAGCGUUACCUACGAUACAACCAACAGCAAAGAGAGAAGGGUUUGCCACGGUUCCAGAUGUAACUUGGGCAAAUGUCGGUGCAUUGCAAAGGGUCAGAAUUGAAUUAAAUAUGGCCAUUGUUCAACCUAUAAAGAGACCAGAACUUUAUGAGAAGGUGGGGAUUAGCGCUCCUGGCGGUGUUUUACUAUGGGGACCACCGGGAUGUGGUAAAACAUUACUAGCCAAAGCCGUUGCCAAUGAAUCUCGUGCAAAUUUCAUAUCCAUUAAAGGUCCGGAAUUACUAAACAAAUACGUCGGUGAAUCAGAAAGAUCCAUUAGACAAGUCUUCACAAGAGCAAGAGCAUCUGUGCCAUGUGUUAUCUUUUUUGAUGAAUUAGAUGCCCUGGUCCCAAGAAGAGAUACUUCUUUAUCUGAAUCUUCUUCAAGAGUAGUCAACACUUUGUUAACUGAAUUAGAUGGGCUGAAUGAUAGAAGGGGUAUUUUUGUGAUUGGUGCCACGAACAGGCCCGAUAUGAUUGACCCUGCCAUGCUAAGACCUGGUAGGUUGGACAAGACAUUAUUCAUUGAAUUACCUAACAUGGAAGAGAAACUAGAUAUCAUCAAGACUUUGACCAAGUCACAUGGGACACCAUUGAGUGGUGAUGUCGAUUUUGAAAAGAUCAUUAAAAAUGAAAAGUGCAACAACUUUUCAGGUGCUGACUUAGCUGCCUUAGUUAGGGAGAGUUCCGUCUUAGCUCUGAAAAGAAACUUCUUCCAAACGGAAGAAAUACAAUCCGUUCUUGAUAAUGACUUGGACAAGGAAUUUGAAGACUUAUCAGUAGGCGUAUCCAGUGAAGAAAUUAUUGUGACUAUGUGUGACUUCCAAAGUGCAUUAAGAAAGAUCAAACCCUCCGUGAGUGAUAAAGAUAGACUGAAGUACGAUAGAUUAAAUAAAAAGAUGGGUUUAACGGAGGAAAUGAAGGAUGCGGAGGAAAUGAAACAAUGA
This is a messenger RNA of Saccharomyces kudriavzevii IFO 1802, 2514 nucleotides long. RefSeq names its product putative AAA family ATPase RIX7 (gene RIX7). Bases 1 to 2514 code for a protein of 837 amino acids. The transcript has a single exon. Gene Ontology annotation, cellular component: nucleus. The record is from RefSeq and is a predicted model, not a curated record. Gene Ontology annotation, biological process: ribosome biogenesis. Lineage: Eukaryota; Fungi; Ascomycota; Saccharomycetes; Saccharomycetales; Saccharomycetaceae. Gene Ontology annotation, molecular function: ATP hydrolysis activity; preribosome binding; RNA binding.